Messenger RNA from Didymella exigua CBS 183.55, 3186 nucleotides. RefSeq names its product glycoside hydrolase family 31 protein. Gene Ontology annotation, molecular function: carbohydrate binding; alpha-glucosidase activity. Gene Ontology annotation, biological process: carbohydrate metabolic process; N-glycan processing. Lineage: Eukaryota; Fungi; Ascomycota; Dothideomycetes; Pleosporales; Didymellaceae. Gene Ontology annotation, cellular component: glucosidase II complex. Bases 71 to 3094 code for a protein of 1007 amino acids. The record is from RefSeq and is a predicted model, not a curated record. The transcript has 3 exons.
CAGACAUCUGGGGAGAAGUUGACAGCAAUCCCUUUGGCUCAAGCGGUAUCUGCUUUGAGAGCUGCUGGAUAUGGUCACAUUACAACAGCGGUCCGCUCCCCGGUGGACGGCCGUACUAUUGCUUUGGACGGCGCUGUGCAGCUUGCUCUUGCCAGCUGUUGCCGUCAAACAUGAGAAUUUCAAGACUUGCGAGCAGUCUGGCUUCUGUAAGCGCAAUCGCGCAUUCGCGGACGACGUCACCGCAUCGGGCUCCUUCGUCUCCCCAUACGCCCUCGACCCAGCGACUCUCAAGUUCAAAGAUGGCCAAUUGAGCGCUGUCGUUCUGAAAGCAAUCAACAACGGUCAGGAGAAGGUUCAGUUGCCACUUUCGGUAACAUUCCUCGAAUCUGGUGUCGCGCGCGUCACUCUCGACGAAGCAAGGAGGCAGAAGGGCGAUAUCGACCUUCGUCAUGACAGCAAGGCCAGGAAGGAACGCUAUAAUGAGGCUGGUAAAUGGGCUCUUGUUGGUGGCUUGAAGCCCUCCAGCGGUGCUGCACUGGCCGAGGCCGCUGAUGCUGGCUACACCAAGGUAGUCUAUGGCAAAGGCAGCAAGCACCAAGCUAUCAUCCGCCAUUCGCCCUUCUCGAUCGAGUUCCAGCGAGACGGCGAGACGCAAGUCAAGUUCAACGAGCGUGGAUUUCUGAACCUCGAGCAUUGGAGACCAAAGGUCGAAAAGCCCAGUGAAGAACCCAAGGAAGGUGAGGAGAACAAGGAAGAAGCCAAAGUCGAAGAGGAGAACAAGGAAGAAGCCAAAGUCGAAGAGGAGAAAGGCGAAGAUGAGAGCACCUGGUGGGACGAGAGCUUUGGUGGGAACACCGAUACAAAGCCUAGGGGACCUGAAGCUAUCUCUCUCGAUAUCUCUUUCCCAGGCUACGCGCAUGUCUUUGGUAUCCCGGAGCAUGCCACGCGUCUCUCAUUGAAGACUACCAGGGGCGGCGACGAUGCUUACACCGAGCCGUACCGUCUGUACAACGCCGAUGUCUUCGAGUACGAGAUGGACAGCCCUAUGACCCUGUAUGGUGCUAUUCCCUUCAUGCAGGCUCACCGCAAGGGCUCCACUGUUGGUGUCUUCUGGCUCAACGCUGCUGAGACCUGGAUCGAUGUGACCAAAAAGAGGAAUACUGCUAACCCGCUUGCUCUGGGCGUCGAGGGUCACACUGACACCCAGACCCACUGGAUGUCGGAGAGCGGUCUGCUGGAUGUAUUUGUCUUCCUUGGCCCCACCCCUCAGGACCUUACUCGUCAGUACGGCGAGCUUACUGGCUACACUGCCAUGCCCCAGUCCUUCGCCAUUGCCUACCACCAGUGCCGCUGGAACUACGUCACUGAUGAGGAUGUCAAGGAUGUUGACCGUCGCUUCGAUAAGUUCAACAUUCCAUACGAUGUCAUCUGGCUUGACAUUGAGUACACUCACGAGAAGGAGUACUUUACCUGGGACCCUCUCACAUUCGUCGAUCCAAUCUCGAUGCAGCAGCAACUCGACAAGCGCGACAGGAAGCUCGUAGCCAUCAUUGACCCUCACAUCAAGAAUACCAACGACUACCCGAUCAUUGACGAGCUGAAGAAGAAGGACCUUGCUGUCAAGAAUAAGGACGGCAACCAGUACGAAGGUUGGUGCUGGCCCGGUUCUUCAAUGUGGGUCGACUGCUUUAACCCCGCUGCUAUCGACUGGUGGAAGGGUCUCUUCAAGUACGACAAGUUCAAGGGCUCUGCACACAACACGUUCAUAUGGAACGACAUGAACGAGCCCUCGGUCUUUAACGGUCCUGAGACAACCAUGCCCAAGGACAACCUGCAUCACGGCGACUGGGAGCAUCGUGACGUUCACAACAUCAACGGCAUGACCUUCCACAAUGCUACCUACCAGGCUUUGACUGAGCGAAAAAAGGGUGAGCUUCGCCGCCCCUUCGUUCUGACUCGUGCGUUCUACUCUGGCAGUCAGCGCAGUGCUGCCAUGUGGACCGGCGAUAACCAGGCUGAUUGGCCCCAUCUCGAGGCAUCCCUGCCUAUGGUCCUCAACCAGGGUAUCUCUGGCUUCCCAUUUGCGGGUGCUGAUGUCGGUGGUUUCUUCGGCAACCCCAGCAAGGAGCUUCUUACUCGCUGGUACCAGGCUGGUAUCUACUACCCCUUCUUCCGCGGCCACGCCCACAUCGACACUCGUCGUCGUGAGCCCUACAUCCCCGGAUCACCAUACACCGAGAUUAUCACACAAGCGCUGCGUCUCCGUUACCAGCUCCUACCUGCGUGGUACACAGCCUUUCACGAGGCACACGUUUCUGGUGCACCAAUCGUUCGGCCCAACUUCUAUGUCCACCCUGAGGAUGAGGCUGGUUUCGCUAUCGACGACCAACUUUACAUCGGAUCCACUGGUCUGCUUGCCAAGCCGGUCACAAAGGAGGGCGCUGACAGCGUCUCUGUCUACCUUGCAGAUGACCAGCCGUACUUCGACUACUUCGACUACACCACCUACAGUGGUAAGGGCCAGCACACCGUCCCUGCGCCUCUCGAGAAGAUCCCACUCCUGAUGCGCGGCGGCCACAUCAUCCCCCGUCGUGACCGUCCUCGCCGAUCCUCAGGCCUGAUGAAGUACGACCCUUUCACUCUCGUCGUUGUCCUCGACAAGGACGGCAACGCGGCUGGCACGCUCUACCUCGACGACGGCGAGACAUUUGACUACCAGGGCGGCGCGUUCAUCCAUCGCCGCUUCUCCUUCGACGGCAAGCGCAACAUCCUCACUUCGGUGAACCUCGACACCAGCACCAUGCGCACCGUCAAGUUCGAGAAGUAUGCCAAGACAAUGGACAAGGUCCGCGUCGAGAAGGUCAUCAUCGUGAAUGCCCCCAGCGCAUGGAAGGACAAGGACGAGGUUAUUGUCAUGCAGGAGGGCGCCAAGGAGAGCAAGAGGAGGAUGCCUGCACCCCUCUCAUACCACGCUGCAGACGGCAAGAAAGCGGCUUAUGCGAUCAUCCGCGAUCCCGGCGUUGGUAUCGGGCGCGGCUGGAAGAUGGACUUUGGCGGUGCGAACGACCACCACGGCCACGGCCACGAGCACUGAACGAGCGUUAGAAAGAGAUUUGCACGAGUACGAGCAGAACGUAGUUUAGAUCCAGACAACAAACAGAAUUGCCAACCCGUCUCCAGUGUCCA